UCGUCGCUCAAUUUUGACUGAUUCGAAAAUGAGGUCUAGUGAAAAAUUACAAAACGCGCCUCCCGCAUGGAAAUUUUGGCACAAUCGUCGUCGGUACGUCGUGAAUUUCCUGAUGCUGAUGGGCACAACGGUCAUGUAUCUGAUGCGCGCGAAUCUCUCCGUGGCAAUUGUCUCGAUGACAGAUCCCGAAACUGGCGAUUUUGCAUGGAAUUCAAAGGAACAAGGUCUCGUGCUCGGAUCUUUCUUCUAUGGCUACAUCAUGACGCAAUUUCUCGGCGGCGUUAUUGCGAAACGAUUUCCCGCGCAUCACGUGUUCGGCUUUGCCAUCGGGAUUUGCGCGUUACUGACCUUAGUUACGCCAAUCUUUGCGAUAAAUUAUGUCGCCUUGAUCGUGAUUCGCGUCAUUGAGGGUCUCGUGCUGGGCGUUACUUUUCCCUCGGCGAUGGGAGUUUUGGCCAAAUGGAGUCCUGUGAUAGAGCGCUCGCGGAUGACGAUGAUUUGCCAUUCGGGAGCUUAUUUUGGAACAAUUUUGGCGAUGAGUGGCACCGGCGUACUGAGCGAUUUUUACGGAUGGCAAAGUGUUUUUUACGUCUCGGGCGGCAUUGGAGUGACAUUUUUCGUGCUGUGGUUGCUUCUGGUGAAAGAAAGUCCCGAAAAUGACCCGUGGAUCACUGACGAGGAGAAAAAUUUUAUCCUCGAAGGCACGCGCGAAAAUUCAAAUGACAAAGAAAAGGUGCCAUGGAUCAAACUUUUCACGGCAAUUCCUGUUUGGGCGAUCGUUUUCGCGCAAUUCACACACAAUUGGGGUGUUUAUACGGUCAUGACGCAAAUGCCGACCUUUUUAUCGGACACCAUGAACAUCCAACUCAGCUCGAAUGGGUUUUAUUCGGCAUUGCCGUACGUGACGUCGGGAAUUUUGGGCUUUCCAUCCGGAUUGCUUGCGGAUUUGCUGCAAAAACACAUGAAAACGGUCCACGUGAGGAAACUUUUUACAACGGGAGCUUUUGUAUGUCAAUUUGGCUUCAUGUUAUGUGCGGGAUUCAUCAUGAGUCCGACAGCAUCGAUCAGUUUUCUCACAAUAAGUAUGGGAUUUGCGACAAUUGCGAUGUCAGGAUUUGCGAUUAAUUUCCUGGAUAUUGCGCCGCAGUUCUCGAGCAUCAUUUUUGGAUUUGCAAAUACCAUUGGAACGAUUCCUGGCAUCGUGAGUCCCUUGUUGACGGGAUUUAUUGUACAAAAUAAGUCUGAAGACGAAUGGCGAACAGUAUUUUUCUUAACUGCUGGAAUCUACAUCUCCGGCGGCAUUUUAUAUUUGAUAUUGGGCUCCGCUGAUCCGUUAUUCCCAUCAACGCCCGAUCCACCAAAAUACUCAGAGCAAUUUCCAGAAAAAGCUGAAAAAACCUACAUUUUUACGAGCAGCGAAAAGGAGAAACAAAAUAAAAAAUAAAACACAAAAAAUUGGCUUUUACACUUUUUUUUUGCUAUUUUUUUAUUUAUUUUAUUUU
Culicoides brevitarsis is the source of this 1502-nucleotide messenger RNA. RefSeq names its product vesicular glutamate transporter 2-like. Lineage: Eukaryota; Metazoa; Arthropoda; Insecta; Diptera; Ceratopogonidae. Gene Ontology annotation, molecular function: transmembrane transporter activity. The record is from RefSeq and is a predicted model, not a curated record. The transcript is spliced from 2 exons. Gene Ontology annotation, cellular component: membrane. Bases 29 to 1444 code for a protein of 471 amino acids. Gene Ontology annotation, biological process: transmembrane transport; monoatomic anion transport.